GCAAGACAUCGUUAAUGAAUCAAUAUGUCAAUAAGAAAUUUAGUAAUCAAUAUAAAGCUACCAUUGGCGCUGAUUUUUUGACCAAAGAGGUCAUGGUUGAUGAUCGCCUUGUGACGAUGCAGAUUUGGGAUACUGCGGGUCAAGAACGUUUUCAGUCUCUGGGUGUUGCUUUCUAUCGUGGAGCCGAUUGCUGUGUCCUUAUGUUCGAUGUUAACAAUGCCAAAAGUUUUGAAACAUUGGAUAGUUGGAGAGAUGAAUUUUUAAUUCAGGCUUCUCCACGAGAUUCUGAAAAUUUUCCUUUUGUAGUCCUUGGCAAUAAGAUUGAUCUGGAAGACGCAAAAGAGGCUAUUAAUGUGGAACAAGCAUUCCAAACUAUAGCUAAAAAUGCUUUACAGCAGGAAACUGAAGAUAUCCU
Racocetra fulgida is the source of this 415-nucleotide messenger RNA. NCBI's taxonomy places the organism in Eukaryota, Fungi, Glomeromycota, Glomeromycetes, Diversisporales, Gigasporaceae. The record is from the annotation of a GenBank genome assembly.